CUUCAGGUGAGGGGCCGGGGGGGGCCGGAAGGUGCCGGCGGCCACAGCGGCCCAGGAGCGAUGAGGAGGCGGCGGCGGGAGCCGAGAGCGGGGCCCGGAGCGGGGCCGGCGCUGCUGCUGCCGCUGCUGCUGCUGCUGGCGGGCGGUCACUGGGGGGUGGCAGCAGAAGAUGACACAGUGCCGUGCGGGACCCCGGUGCACCGGCGCGUGGUGGGGGGCUCGGGGGCGCAGGAGGGGCAGUGGCCCUGGACGGUCAGCGUGGCCUUCAGGGGGCGCCACGUCUGCGGGGGGGCCCUGAUCGCCCCCGCCUGGGUCCUGACAGCUGCACACUGCUUCCCGCCGGAGAACCCCCUCCCCGAGUACCGGGUGACGCUGGGGGUCCUGCAGCUCCUGUCCCCCCCCCCCGACGCCCAGGUGAGGGGCGUGGCCUCCGUCGCGCGCCACCCGGCCUACCGCGACUAUCGCGACAGCGACCCCCAGCGGCGGCGGCGGCGGCGACAGGGCGGGGACAUGGCGGGUGACAUCGGGGGGGACCUGGCGCUGGCCCGGCUGGACCCCCCCGCCAGCCCCUCGCGCUUGGUACGGCCCGUGUGUGUCCCCGCGGCCGGUGUCACCUUUGUCCCCGGCAUGAACUGCACGGUCACCGGCUGGGGACACGUCCGGACAGCCGUGCCACUGCCACCGCCCAAGACGCUGCAGCAGCUGGAGGUGCCCCUGCUGAGCCAGCGCCACUGUCGCUGCCUCUACGCCUUGGGGACAGCGACAGCGACAGCCACCGAGGCGGGGGAGGGGCUGGGGACACCCGCGGGGGACACCAUCUGCGCGGGCCUCCCGCAGGGCCAGCGCGACGCCUGCCAGGGUGACUCCGGCGGCCCCCUGACCUGCCGCCUCGGUGGCACCUGGCACCUGGCGGGCGUGGUGAGUUGGGGUGACGCCUGCGGGGUCCCCGGGCGCCCGGGGGUCUACACGGGGGUGUCCCCUCACCUGCCCUGGAUCCUGUCCCUUGUCCCCGAGCUGGCCCCGCGCCACGCCCCCCCCGAUGUCCCCAGGGCCACCCCCGAGCCCCCCGGGGGUCCCUGUGACCUCGGGGACCUCCCCCCGGGCUGGCCUCGGCCGCUGUCCCCCGGCCCGGGGGGGGACACGGGGGCGGGGGUGGCACCGGGGGGGACCCCGGGGCUGCUGCUGGGGGCGCUGGGGGGGGCCCUGCUGCUGAUUUUGGGGUGAGACCCCCAAAUUUGGGGGGCCCUGCUGCUGAUUUUGGGGUGAGACCCCCGAAAUUGGGGGGCCUGCUCCUGAUUUUGGGGUGAGACCCCCAAAUUUGGGGGGCCUGCUCCUGAUUUUGGGGUGAAACUCCCCAAAUUUGGGGGGCCUGGGAUGGGUUUGGGGGUGAAACCCCCAAAUUUGGGGGUCCUGCUCCUGAUUUUGGAGUGAGAACCCCAAAUUUGGGGGGCCUGGGUUGGGUUUGGGGGGUCCUGGUUUGGGUUUUGGGGUGAAACCCCUAAAUUUGGGGGUCCUGGUUUGGGUUUUGGGGUGAAACCCCCAAAUUUGGGGGGCCUGCUCCUGAUUUUGGGGUGAGACCCCCAAAUUUGGGGGGCCUGGGGGGGCCCUGCUCCUGAUUUUGGGGAGAGACCCCCAAAUUUGGGGGUCCUGGUUUGGGUUUUGGGGGUGAAACCCCCAAAUUUGGGGGGCCUGGGUUGGGUUUGGGGGGUGAAACCCCCAAAUUUGGGGGUCCUGCUCCUGAUUUUGGGGUGAGACCCCCAAAUUUGGGGGCCUGGGUUGGGUUUUGGGGGAUCCGGCUCCUGAUUUUGGGGUGAAACCCCCAAAUUUGGGGGGCCUGGGGGGCCCUGCUGCUGAUUUUGGGGUGAAACCCCGAAAUUUGGGGGUCCUGCUGCUGAUUUUGGGGUGAAACCCCCAAAUUUGGGGGGCCUGGGGGGCCCUGCUGCUGAUUUUGGGGUGAAACCCCGAAAUUUGGGGGUCCUGCUGCUGAUUUUGGGGUGAAACCCCCAAAUUUGGGGGGCCUGGGGGGUCCUGCUCCUGAUUUUGGGGUGAGACCCCCAAAUUUGGGGGGUCCUGGGGGGUCCUGCUCCUGAUUUUGGGGUGAAACCCCAAAUUUGGGGGGCCUGCUGCUGAUUUUGGGGUGAGACCCCCAAAUUUGGGGGGCCUGGGUUGGGUCUGGGGGUCCUGCUCCUGAUUUUGGGGUGAAACCCCCAAAUUUGGGGGGUCUGGGUUGGGUUUGGGGGGUCCUGGUUUGGGUUUUGGGGUGAAACCCCCAAAUUUGGGGGGCCUGCUCCUGAUUUUGGGGUGAAACCCCCAAAUUUGGGGGGUCCUGGGUUGGGUUUGGGGGUCCUGCUCCUGAUUUUGGGGUGAAAACCCCAAAUUUGGGGGUCCUGGGUUGGGUUUGGGGGUCCCGGGUUGGGUUUUGGGGUGAGACCCCCAAAUUUGGGGGGCCUGGGUUGGGUUUGGGGGGUCCUGGUUUGGGUUUUGGGGUGAAACCCCCAAAUUUGGGGGUCCUGGGUUGGGUUUGGGGGUGAAAUCCCCAAAUUUGGGGGUCCUGGUUUGGGUUUGGGGGUCCCGGGUUGGGUUUUGGGGUGAAACCCCCAAAUUUGGAGUGUCCAAAAAGGGGGAGAACCCCUCCAAACUGGGGGUGGGACCCCCCAAAUUGAGUCCUGGGACCCCAAAAACGGAGCUGAAACCCCAAAAAAAUCAAUCCUGGGACCCCAAAUUUGGGAGUUUUCACCCCAAAACGGAGCCCCAAAAUUCCCCAAAAUAAAAACUCCGAGACCCCUCCCCGUCCUUUUCCUGCUUUAUUUGGGGUGGGGGGGACCCCAAAAUUUGGGGGGAAAAAAACCCAAAAAUUUGGGGAAAAAACAUAAAAUUGAGGCAGGAAAAAAAUCCCCAAAAUUUGGGGAAAAAACCCCAAAAUUUGGGGAAAAAACAUAAAAUUGAGGCAGGAAAAAAAUCCCCAAAAUUUGGGGGAAAAAAACCCAAAUUGAGGAGUGUGAAACCCAAAAUUAGGGGGGAAAAAACCCCAAAAAUUUGAGGGAAAAACAUAAAAUUUGGGGAAAAAACCCAAAAUUGAGGAAAAAAACCCCAAAAUUGGGAGAAACCUCAAAAGUGGAGGAAAAAAAAAUGAAAACUGGAGGAGGAAAACCCCAAAAUUGAGGGGAAAAGCCCCAAAAUUUAAGGGUGAAACCCAAAAUUUGGGGAAAAACCCAAAAUUUGGGGAAAAAACCCCAAAAUUUGGGGAAAAACCCAAAAUUGAGGGAAAAAAACCCAAAUUUGGGAGAAACCUCAAAAGUGGAGGGAAAAAAAUGAAAACUGGAGGAGGAAAACCCCAAAAUUGAGAGAAAAAGCCCCAAAAUUUAAGGGUAAACGCAAAAUUUAAGGGUAAAACCCAGAAUUUGGGGAAAAAACACAAAAUUUUGGGGAAAAACAUAAAAUUUGGGGAAAAAACCCAAAAUUGGGAGAAACCUCAAAAGUGGAGGAAAAAAAAAUGAAAACUGGAGGAGGAAAACCCCAAAAUUGAGGGGAAAAGCCCCAAAAUUUAAGGGUGAACCCCAAAAUUUGGGGAAAAAACCCAAAAUUGAGGGAAAAAACCCAAAAUUUUGGGGAAAAACCCCAAAAAUUUGGGGAAAAACCCCAAAAAUGCGCGGAAAAACCCCAAAACUGAGCAGAAGAGACCCAAAACUGGAGGGAAAAUCCCCAAAAAAUUUGAGGGAAAAAACCCCAAAUUUGGGACAAAUCCCAAAACCCCAAAAUCGGAGGGAAAAAAAACCCCAAAAAUUUGGGGUAAAAAAAGCCAAAAAUGGGAAAAAAAGGGAAUUUCACUUCUUGGCCACCUUGGCCUGUUUGUGCUUCGGGGGCGCCCAGCGCAGGCAGAUGGAGUCCACUGCAAUUAACAGAGUUAAUUAGCGCUAAUUAGCGCCCUCGUCGAGCCAAGGGGGGCGGGAAUUAGGGGGUAAUUAAUAGGCGGGGGUAAUUAGAGGGGUGAUUAAUGGGGGAGUCGUUAAUAGCGUUAAUUAGGAGGUAAUUAAUUGGGGAAUGAUUGCGGUGUUAUUUAAGGGGUGAUUAAUAAGGCUGUUAAUUAGGGGGUUAUUAAUGGGGGAGUCAUUAAUAACAUUAAUUAGGGGUAAUUAAUGGAGCUGUUAAUUAGGGGGUUAUUAAUGGGGGGAGUCUAUUAAUUACUGGAUGUUAAUUAAUGAGCCUGUUCUUUACCAGAAGCUCAUUAAGCCAGCAGUCAUUAAUGGGAAUUCGUUAAUUAAUUAAUUUCAUUAAUUGGGGCAGCCUUAGGGGGGGAUUCUGGACCGAUCCAUUCAUGGGGGGAGGGGGGGCGUCCAUUAAGGAUUACCUAUUAAUUAAAGUACAUUCACUAAUGAGCACGUUAAUUGAACUCAUUAAGGUGGUGAUUGUUAAUGGGAACUCGUUAAUUAAUGGAUGGUCAUUAAUUGGGGCAGCCUUGGGGGGGGGAUUCUGGACUGAACCAUUCAUGGGGGAGGGGGGAGUUCAUUAAACCUAUUAAUUAAAGUACAUUCACUAAUGAGCACGUUAAUUGAA
This is a messenger RNA of Haemorhous mexicanus (house finch), 4554 nucleotides long. RefSeq names its product serine protease 33-like. Gene Ontology annotation, biological process: proteolysis. The coding region runs from base 61 to 1224 and encodes 387 amino acids. Gene Ontology annotation, molecular function: serine-type endopeptidase activity. Lineage: Eukaryota; Metazoa; Chordata; Aves; Passeriformes; Fringillidae. The transcript is spliced from 6 exons. The record is from RefSeq and is a predicted model, not a curated record.